ACGACCGCCGCCGCGAGAGUAUUUAGUCUGAUUUUUUUCAUUUCCCUCCCUUCUCUUUUCUGCGCUCUUUGUCAGUUUGUCUUCCCUCUCGUUCAUCUUUCCCUCUCCUACCUUCGGUUGUUACGAGUCAGCUGUGAACAUUGCGGCCGCUCGUAAUAAAAAUAAAGGAAGGGCGACAGGAAGCGGGCAGAGACGGUUCAACUACCAACGGGAACGUGUCGCAUCCUCGCCGUGCAUUUCGCCGACUCGAGAGCGAGGUGCAUUGUUCUCUCUCCCUCCUCCCCAGGGUGCACGUGCAUGUGUACUACGUACGCGCUGUCGUAGCUCAUUGUGAGAUUGUUUCGUACGCCAGUACGUGGGUGCGCUAGACUUACCCUUCCGUGAGUGUCCGAAGACAAGAUGAGGGUGACCACGUUCACGAUAGUGUUAUUCCUCGGUCUCGUUGCAUCUACGCUUUCGCAGGAGAGCGUAUCGUCCACCGACGAAGUACUGCAACAGGUUGGCGGAGUGGUCGGCAACGUCCCCGAGCUGAAAAAUCUGAACACGUCGGCGCUGCCCAUCGAGCAGACGAAGAAUCUCUUCAAGGAGAAGUGCACGAGAAACGGCGGAGCCAGCGCGUUCGAAAACGCCGAGCAAGCCCAGGUGGAGAUGGUGCAAUGCCUUCAGUCGCUCAUCAACAUCACGGAACUCCAGGCGGAGAUGGAGAAGUACAAGCCGACCGGCGACCUGGACAUAGUAUUUAAGAAUUAUUGUAACAAGCGCAACAUUUUGCGUGCCUGCGUCAACAACUUCACCAACACAGUGGAGCACUGCCUAGACGAAAAGGAGAGAGAAAACAAGAAGAUUGUGCUCAACAUCACCGACUCGUUGUUAGAGUUCAUUUGCUACAAGGAGGGAGAUCGCAUCGCCCUUUUCAUAUCGGCUGGAGGACCAGAAUGUUUCCAAUCUAAACAGGGAGCGAUUCAAAACUGUGCCAACAAUACGUAUGGUGGUUACAUACCAAAAACUGAUCCGUCUAACAAUUUUAUCGGAUUCGACAGUUUGCCGUCACUGACUUUCGGUACCAAAGAAUGCAGGGAUAUAACAAGUCUCCAAGCUUGCGUCGUGGCGGAAUUGGAAAAAUGCCCGGACCCAACGCCCGCAAAUAUAAUGGAUUCCAUAUUCAAUUUCGUCAGGAGGGUAACGCCGUGCGAAAAUAUACUGAAUUCGCAAAGUGCGGCGGCUAGAACCACCGGUUCGGCAUCCAAUGCCUCGCGCUUGGCAGGCGCUCUUUCUACCCUAGCAAUCAUUCCGUUCAUCGUAGCAAGUUAUAGUUAUUUCAUUCCUGCAACAAUGUAAACACACGUUAUGAAGUUUUAAAGUGGAUUCCAAAUA
This is a messenger RNA of Camponotus floridanus (Florida carpenter ant), 1374 nucleotides long. Its product is annotated as 27 kDa hemolymph protein-like. The record is from RefSeq and is a predicted model, not a curated record. Lineage: Eukaryota; Metazoa; Arthropoda; Insecta; Hymenoptera; Formicidae. Bases 400 to 1338 code for a protein of 312 amino acids. The transcript is spliced from 4 exons.